Messenger RNA from Vitis riparia (riverbank grape), 2705 nucleotides. Its product is annotated as protein LNK2. Gene Ontology annotation, biological process: regulation of DNA-templated transcription; circadian rhythm. The record is from RefSeq and is a predicted model, not a curated record. The transcript is spliced from 9 exons. NCBI's taxonomy places the organism in Eukaryota, Viridiplantae, Streptophyta, Magnoliopsida, Vitales, Vitaceae. The coding region runs from base 254 to 2368 and encodes 704 amino acids.
CCACGUGACACCCACUUCUCUCUGUCCUCUGGAACCCUCCCCAAGCCUCUUCGCCUUCUCUCUCUACUCUUCGCCCUCUCCUUCUGUCCCUGCGAGCUGUUGAUGCCCUCUGAAUCCUCCGUUUUGCUUCAGUUUCUCUGCGGACAGCAUCGGAUUUGAAAGUCUCUUGUGGAUUCGGCGAUGUUCAGAUCAGUUUGGGCGUGCACCUCGGAUUUGGGUUUUGGCGUUCAGGUCUGCUGUGGAUCCUUCGGAGAUGUUUGAUUGGAACGACGAGGAGCUUGCAAAUAUAAUAUGGGGUGAUGCUGGUGAGAGUGAUGACCAUACUGUACCUUAUCCUAAUGAAAAUGAAAAAAAACCUCCAGCUACAUUUGGGGUUAAUAACAAGGACUGGAAUCAGGAAGUCACUGACAUUAAGCCCACUGAGCAGACAGCAUCUGGAGCUAAAAUCCAAUUCCAUGGGAACAAGCAGGAGCAUAGUACCAACCUGGACAUAAAUGAAGGACUGCCUGGGACAGGAUUUUCCAUGGGCUCAUGGUCUGAUUUGUCUUCAUCAAAUGCUGCCAAAACUAAUCAGGACUCCAUGGCUGAGACAACUCAACUUGAUAAAGAUCCUGAGAUUUUUCGAAACCAGCAUGAUGAAAAUGAGCAAGGUGAUUUUGUUGACUAUGGCUGGGCUAACAUUGGAAGCUUUGAUGAUCUUGAUAGAAUAUUUAGCAAUGAUGCUCCAGUGUUUGGAAAUGCUAGUCUUGGUAAUGCAGAUGAACUAUGGUCAUCUUCAACUAAUAGCCCUGUGAAAUCUUUUCCAUUAUCUGUGGACUCACCAAGUUUGGGCUUAGGAGCUCUGAGGAAUACAUCAGAGCAUUUUGAAAUCAAAACAGAGCAUGUAGAACAUGAAGAUCAGUCCUCUACCCCUGCUUAUGGGAUAAUGAAUCAUCCCUCAUCUCAUGGUCAACAAAAUACAUGUGCAACCAUGGAUCAAGUAGAAUAUGGUGGAGGUAAAAGUAAGCCCAUAAUGAAGGACCAGAUAGCAUUUGACAUAGUUGGAAAGACCACAACAUUAAACUCUCAGUAUGCUGCAGAAAAUGCUGCAACCCCGAAUAAAUUUGCAGACAAGGCAAAUAGGCAAAAGAAAUUGUUGAAAUCUCAGAAAAAAUUGGAGGAAAAGAAUGAAGGAAAGUUGUUGCAGAACUUGUAUGGUACUUGGUGUCCACCUGGAAAUCAAUUCCAACAAUAUGGGAUUCAAUUUGCUCCUACUUCAGUGCAAACUUGUCCCUCUUCAGUCCUCAGUCAACAAAGGCAGCUUCAAGGGCAUGAAUCUUUGCAUUAUCAGCAUAUUUCCAGUCCAUUCACAGCUUCUUCUGCUUAUACGGAUCUUUCAAAUAAAACUCCUGUCAUGCCUGCUUUGCCACAUACCCAUAGUGGACAGGAUAAGCAUCAACAACUGCUUUCUAGUUAUGAAGUACCCCGCGAUAAUGCAAAUCCUCUAAAUAAAUCACUGGAUGCUCCAGUAAAGCCUCUGACCAUGACACCUCAGGAAAAAGUUGAAAAAUUAAGGAGGCGGCAGCAAAUCCGAGCAAUGCUUGCUAUUCAGAAACAGCAGCAGCAGUUUAACCAUCAAGUCUCAUGCACCAAUCCUUCCAUCACUCAUAGAUGUUCCCAGGAAAACCAAAAUAUGCAUAUGGAGAGUGCUGAUGGUGAAAUUGAGGAAAAUCUAAGUGCUCUUUCUUCUCUUGAUCCGAACUCACCUAUGGGACAGGAUGAUUCUAGUACAAUCUCUAUGAAAAUUGAUGCAUAUUCAGCAGAGGACACAAUACUUAGCCGGCUUCAAGAUAUUGUCUUAAAGUUGGACAUCAGAAUAAGACUUUGUAUUCGUGAUAGUUUGUUUCGACUGUCUCAAAGUGCAAUGCAAAGGCAUUUUUCUUGUGACACAAGCAGCACCAACCAAAAUAGCAGGGAUGACCAUGAGUUCGUGGCUAAAGAAGAAAUCAAUAGUCAUAACAGAUAUGUCAGAAUGGGGGAUAUGGAAACAGAAACCAACCCCAUAGAUCGAACUGUUGCGCAUUUGCUUUUUCACAGGCCAUUAGAGCUACCAGGAAGACAUCCAGAGGCACCUGAAUCGCCCUUCUCUAGUAGGCUUCCUUGUGAACAUAAAACUGCAGGCUUAGUUAACUCACCAAUGGGGUGUUCACCUGAGGGUUCUAAGAAUAAACAAAGUUUCUUUUACCAAGGACCAAAAUCUCCUUGCCGGAUAGCUGAUUCCCAGCAGGGUGAUCAGUUUAAAAACAGCCCUUGCAUAGACAGUUCGGAGAAUGCAUCAAACAAUGAGACUGCCGAAGAUGGGACUAUGGAAGUCGAACCUUCUCAAUGAAAGAGUUUCUAAAACUAUAGAUGGCCCACUGGAUCUUUAUCAAGUAUAGGUUAAGGAGACUUCAAGAUCAUAACCACAGGGGAGGUUUUUUGUAUCUCAAUAUCUGCAAGAAGUUGCAUCCAUGCAUGUUAGAUGUAUGAAAUUAAUGUAGCUAUGUAUCUUCUCCCAAAAGAUUGACUCUUCUGUAUCUAUUGACUGUUCUGUAUCUGUAACAAACUCAAGGUGCAACUGUAGUAUGUGUGUAUUAAUCAGAAAUCAGCUCUUACUGUUAUGAGUUGCAGAAUUAUGCUGCUUCAUAUCAAACUUUAAUAAGUCUUGGCGUUUUUCUAUGUGCUAA